AUGGUUCAACGCGCAAAGCUCAAAAAAUCUCCCGCUUCGGUACCACUUCUAGGUAUUGGUGGGACAUACGCAGGCCGCACUAAAGGUAUAGUUUCGAUACAGUUAAACUCUAUUCAUGAUCCGACUUCACAUUGCAGCAUCGAUGCUUAUAUAUUACCUCGACUGACAACGAAGCUACCAUCCGAAGAAGCGGCCUUCCACUCAUGGCCUCACUUAACUGGAUUACAACUGGCGGAUCCAGACUACGGUAAACCCGGACUUAUUAACAUCAUCAUAGGAUCUGACAACUAUGGUUCGGUAAUUUUGCCAGGCCUCAUACAAGACCAACAUUCUGCACUUACCGCACAACAAACCGUUUUUGGAUGGGUGCUCUCCGGAGCGGUCAAUGCAAGCGACACAACCUCAGUCUCGCAGGCCCAUCACUGUACCCCGGAUUAUGAGCUGAAGGAACUGAUCAAGAAAUUUUGGGAGCUUGAGGAGUUGUCUGCUACAAAGACUUCCAAGUUGACCGAAGAUGAAGAAGAAUGUGAGAGGCACUUCCAGUCGACUCACACCAGAGACUCUUCUGGUCGAUACACGGUUCGCCUUCCUCUCAAAGGUGAACCUACACUACUGGGAGACUCGAGGAUUGGAGCUCUUCAUUCUCUAAACAGAUUGUUCAAACGAUUCUCCUCUAACCCGGCCUUUCAGAGGAGCUACACAGAUUUCAUCGUGGAGUACCAACGCUUAGGGCAUAUGGAAGAAGAGGAUUCGCCUAAUCGUCAGAUCACCCCGGAAUACUAUCUCCCACACCAUGGUGUGCUUCGAGAAGAUAGUCGCACUACAAAAUUGAGAGUUGUGUUUAAUGGUUCUUAUCGGACAACCAGUGGACACUCUCUCAAUGACAUACUUCACGUCGGAGCAAAACUGCAGAAUGACAUAACGGACGUACUUUUAUGGAUUCGUACCUACCGAAUCAUCUUUUCAACUGAUAUAGUGAAAAUGUUCCGUCAAAUUGCGAUUCACGAAGAAGAUUGGAAGUUGCAAAAAAUACUAUGGUACAAAGAGGACAACAGACUUGUCUCAUACCGCCUCACCACCGUGACUUAUGGUCUGAAUUGCGCUCCCUUUCUCGCGCUGCGUACGCUACAACAGUUGAUCCAAGACGAAGGUCAUCGAUUUCCAAAGGCGAUAGCUCCCAUGGAAAGGGGUAGGUAUGUCGAUGACAUCUUCGGGGGAGCUGACUCUUCUGACGAAGCGAAACAGGUUAUACAACAUCUAAUCGGACUCUGCGAAGCUGGAGGAUUUCCGCUGCAAAAAUGGAGUAGCAGUCAUCCAGAGAUCCUGCCCAAGUCUGGUGAUGAUUCGCAACGCACUGUCGAAUUUGAGCCUGCACAGUUUAAGUUAUUGGGCCUGCAAUGGAAAUCCAUCUCAGACAGCUUCCACUUUUCAGCCGUGACAACAUCAAAAGCCACUUCACUUACGAAGAGAGUGGUGUCCUCAGAAGUAGCGCGGUUGUAUGAUCCCCUGGGUCUCAUAGCUCCGAUUCUGGUGAGAGCAAAAUUUAUCCUUCAGGAACUCUGGCUACUAAAGAACGGAUGGGACGACCCCCUCCCAGCAGAACUUCAAAAAAGAUGGAGGGAAUUCAGAUUGCAAUUGCAGGAACUUGAACAAAUAUCUAUACCGAGAUGGCUCGGUAACGUUAGUUCCCCCCCUUUAAUUGAAAUACAUGGUUUUUCAGAUGCUUCUCAACUAGCUAUGGCGGCUGCCAUCUAUACCAGAAUCUCAAAUGAGGAGGGCAAGGUCAUCACACGAUUGGUGUGUUCUAAGACUAAAGUAGCGCCAAUCAAGAGAAUCUCAAUCCCACGUCUCGAGCUCACCGCUGCCCUGCUUCUGGUGCGGUUGAUAAAGAAAACCACCCAAGCGCUUGAGCUUGCGAAACCGUCGAUAACUUGCUGGACUGACUCCUCGGUGACGCUCAUAUGGAUAACCACGCAUCCAGCCCGAUGGAAAGACUUUGUAUGUAAUCGUGUUUCAGUCAUAAAUGAACUCUUGCCGGAAGCAACCUGGCGAUUUGUACCGGGCAAGGAGAACCCGGCAGACUGCGCAUCUCGAGGAUUGACGCCUGCUCAAUUAGCUCAACAUGAAUUAUGGUGGAAGGGUCCCACCUGGUUGCCCGAACCACGGUCAUCUUGGCCUGCAACUGGAACUAGAUCCUCGCAAUUAGUCGACAUGGAGGAACGAACAAGGAUUAUUAUGACAACAGUCGCUCGGCAAACUCCCCAUUGGGAAUUGUUGGACAGAUAUUCUUCUAUCACUAGACUGUUUCGCAUCACUGCCAUCUGUAAGAGGAUUCUUUCUUGUAUGCGAAAAUUGCCGAACUCAUCGCCCUUGAAGUAUCCGCUGACACCGCUAGAAAUACAACAGAGUCAACAUCUCUGGGUUCGUAUAAUACAACAGGCGGCCUUCUCUUACGAGAUUGGAAUCCUUUCCAGAAACGAGCAUCUACCUAAAUCCAACCCGUUGGUUCGUCUUACUCCGUACCUGGACAAAGACAGACUGCUUAGAGUAGGAGGGAGGUUACACAAUGCCCAGAUCGAUACAGACUCUAAGCAUCCACUCAUACUUCCCAGAAGGUCACCUCUAAGCACGCUAAUUAUAGAUGACGCACACAAAAGGAUGCUGCACGGAGGAACUCAGGUUACCCUGAAUUUCAUAAGGAGCACGUAUUGGAUCAUCGGCGGAAGAGCACCAGUAAGGUCACACAUUCUGAGGUGCGGAAGAUGCACACGUUAUAGAGGUGUGAGAGCUCAACAAUUAAUGGGACAGUUGCCACCGUCUCGAGUAGUACCAGCUCGACCCUUCUUCAACUCCGGACUUGACUAUGCCGGUCCCAUAAUGCUGAAGACUUGGAGAGGGCGGGCGGCACGCACCUACAAAGGAUAUUUGGCGGUAUUCGUGUGUCUCGCAACCUCAGCCAUUCAUUUAGAGGUCGUUACAGAUUAUACGACCGACGCCUUUAUUGCCGCCUACAAACGCUUUACAGGAAGAAGGGGAAUCUGUGCAACUCUUCAAUCAGAUUGUGGGACGAAUUUCGUGGGAGCUGACGCGGAGUUGAGACGUCAAUUCGAGACCUCCUCUAAGGAAUUACAUGAGCUAGCUUCAGUUCUAGCGAGUGAUAACACCAAGUGGAUAUUCAACCCCCCCUCAGCACCCCACUUCGGUGGAAAAUGGGAGGCGGCGGUCAAGUCUACGAAGUUCCACUUGCGAAGGAUACUAAAGGAUACUACUUUAACCUACGAGGAAUUAACAACCGUCACGGUGCAGAUCGAGGCAGUGCUGAACUCCCGACCGCUGUGUCCGCUAUCAGACGAUGCGACGGACUAUACCGCCUUAACUCCUGGGCACUUCCUGAUAGGAGAACCACUGACUGCCCUUCCAGAACCUAGUCUGACAACAGAGAAGAACUCCAGGCUCUCGCGUUGGCAACUCCUCAGACAGAAGGUGGAUCACUUCUGGUCGAGAUGGUCGACCGAGUGUCUACAAAGAUACCAGGCUAUUUCCAAGUGGCAUCAUCCGUCCAAUGAGAUCAAGAAAGGGUCAUUGGUACUAAUCACUGACGAGCGUUAUCCACCAGGGAAAUGGCCCCUCGCACGAGUGAUUGAACUACAUCCUGCGUCAGAUGGGUUAACCAGAGUUGUCACCGUAAGGACAGCUACUUCCACUUUCAAAAGGCCAAUCGCAAAACUCUGUGUCUUGCCCACGGAUUCCGACCUCACAAAUUCGACGGAGCCCUCGUCGAAGUUAUAUGCAGACAAAAAGAUGUAUCGUCAAAACGGUCUACCGCCGGUAAAAAAUUAUCAUUUAGAAUUUUCUUUAAGAAAAUUUCUUACGGGCGACUAG
Molecule: messenger RNA, 3882 nt
Organism: Vollenhovia emeryi
Lineage: Eukaryota; Metazoa; Arthropoda; Insecta; Hymenoptera; Formicidae
Exons: 2
Coding region: 1-3882 (1293 amino acids)
Biological process (GO): DNA integration
Molecular function (GO): nucleic acid binding
Source: RefSeq, a predicted model, not a curated record